Messenger RNA from Nothobranchius furzeri (turquoise killifish), 2960 nucleotides. It is a transcript of the gene tnfrsf18, whose product is annotated as tumor necrosis factor receptor superfamily, member 18. Gene Ontology annotation, biological process: positive regulation of bone resorption; multinuclear osteoclast differentiation; response to interleukin-1. Gene Ontology annotation, molecular function: tumor necrosis factor receptor activity; cytokine binding. The record is from RefSeq and is a predicted model, not a curated record. Lineage: Eukaryota; Metazoa; Chordata; Actinopteri; Cyprinodontiformes; Nothobranchiidae. Gene Ontology annotation, cellular component: external side of plasma membrane.
UAAAACCCAAGAGAGAGGAUUAAGAGCACUGAUCACAAUGAGUCCUCUCAGCUUCUCCAUGGCUUUAUUAUCAGCGUGUUUACUGAGCUUCUGCACUAUCGCACAGAACAUAGGAUGUCCUGCUUUACAAAGAAGGAUACAUGGACGUUGCUGUAAUGAGUGCCCCCCAGGUACUUACAUGAAGGACUUUUGUUCUGUGGAUCAUCAAACUAUCUGUCAACCCUGUGAGGAGGGGUAUUACUCCCCUGAACAUAACACCUUUGACCGCUGUGAACAAUGCUCAUGCCAACACGGGAAGUGCGUUAGAACAAACGGAACCUGUCUAUGUCCUUCUGGUUUCCUGUGCUCCAACAGCACUUGCUCUGUUUGUGAAAUGAACACAUGCUCAGUUGAAGAAAAACCAAAAAGGACAGAGCAUCCACCGGGUCAGUAUUUAUAUCAGUGUGAACCUAAAUGUCCUGAAUACCAAUACUUUGAUUCAAAGGAGGACACCUGCAAGCCAAAGACACAAUGCAUCACUCUUGGACUCGUUGAAAAGAUUCCUGGAAACAAUACCCAUGACUCAAUUUGUCAAAAGCCACAUGACAACAACUCGGUGUACAUGAUCCUCUGCUUUGGCUUUGUUUUGCUCUCCCUCACCCUCUUCAUCUUUGUGUCUCACACCUGCUGGAGGAACAUCAGGAAGCAAGCUGCAAAUAAAAAGCCCAUCCAAGCAGUCCAGUGUAAAACAAGUGACUUUCACCUGUCAAAGGAGGAGAGUGGAUUUCAGCUCGUCAUCCAGGAUGAAUCCAAGGACAGUAGCAGUUUGAGCAUGGAGGAUCUGGAAAAAGUCUCCAGUCUUUCAUAACAUUGGUCAUCCCAAUCAGCCCCAGCCAGGAAGAUGAUGUAAAAAUCUAUUUUGUUUGGUGUCUCAAAUGUCUUUCAUAAAGAUUCGAUAAGUUGAUCGAUGAGGAAAGGGAACGAAAGGCUAAACCUCUUAUCAGAUCAGUGUUAGGGAGGUAAAGUAGCAACAUCACAUCCAAGCACUUAUUAAGAAAGAGCACUCAUUUAAUUAAUACAUCUGCAGUGGUCCCUAGUAGGAAUUAAUGUCUUGUAAAUCGUACUCUGGGAAAAAAAGCUCUUGUGCACCUGUUUCAGGAACUAGACAAUUGCCGUAUCAGAGGAGAGGUUCAGACGACAGGAUCUGGAGUCUUCUUUCCUGAUAUUUGGACAUCUGACCUCUGAUUGGCUAACAGCAAUGCGACUCUACCACUGACUCUGUUUGCUCUGCAACAUUGAUGUUUUCUCUCCACAAAUAACACAAGCCUGGAGGAACACUGCUGUGUGGUGGAGUUGCUAAUGCUAACAGUUAGCUUCUACUAGCUGAGAAGUUGUCUGCUGUUUCAUGGACGCUAAAACAACAACAGCACUUUCCAUCGUAAGUCAAGAUGGGUGAAUCCAUGAAUGUUAAGUGACAGUGUGACGUAGAUCUGUCAGACUUUUCCAAUCCCAGAGUUUCACCAUCUAUUUUCCAUCAGAAGCUAAUGCAGGAGACAGGUGUUGGAGACUAUUUUCAUGUUCAGCCUGCAUGAUAAACUCAGAGUGACCAGUUAUAAUCAGAAAUUAUCAUUAAAAAUGGCCAUUCAGUGAUUCACACCUUUAAGUUAUUUGUUUAAGACCAAGUUAACUGAGAAACAAUUUUUACUUAUUUAUAAAAAUAUGAUUGCAGGGCUACCAACGUCUGAACUUUUCGACACGUGAGAGCAGGGUGCAGGUGUGGCAUGAGAGCGUGUGAAGAGGAUCAGAUGCAUGAGUCUCACACUCAUGAAAGCUGGCAGUCCUGUGAUUGGUCUCUUUCAAUUUAACAUGCAGGCUAAAUGUGAAAAUAGUCUUCUACCCCUAUGUCUUGCAUUAGCCGAUAGUAAAUAGAUGCAAAAACUCUCUUAAGUAAACUACACAUUGUCACACUGAAAAUUAGCAUUCAUGGACUCAGUCAUAGGCUUGCAACAAGGGUAAAGCUGUUGUUGGUUUAGCAUCCAGGAGAGAGCAGAGCAUGGCUCAGCUACUUGAAGUUAAUCGUUAGCAUUAGCAACUCCCUCACACAGCAGAACUCCUUCAGGCUUGUGUUAUUUGUAGAAAUAAAACAUCAACAUUUCAAAGCAAAUUGAGUCAAAGGUAGAAUUUGUUGCUGACAACCAAUCAAAGGUGAGAAGUUCAAAUAUCAGAAAAUAAGACUCCUGCCAUCUUCUGCUCCCCUUUGCUCUGUCUCCCUUCUAGUUCCUGAAACAGGAGCGUCAGAGCUUUUUUUCCCAAGAGAUGACUCAUGGCUGCGCAUUGGCACAGUGGUUAGAGCUGUUGCCUUGCAGCAAGAAGGUCCUGGGUUUGCAUCCUAUUUUUUCUGCAUGGAGUUUGCAUGUUCUCCCUGUGCAUGUGUGGGUUCUCUCUGGGUACUCCAGCUUCCUCCCACAGUCCAAAAACAUGACUGUUAGGUUAUUUGGUCUGUCUAAAUUUUCCUUAGGUGUGUGUGUGUGUGUGUGUGUGUGUGUGUGUGUGUGUGUGUGUGUGUGUGUGUGUGUGUGUGUGUGUGUGUUUGUCCUGUGUGUCUCUGUGUUGCCCUGCGAUGGACUGGCUCUCUGUCAAGGGUGUACCCCGCCUGAUUGCCCGUUGACCGCUGGAGAUAGGCGCCAGCUCCCCUGCGACCCUACGUGGACAAAGCGGAUUCAGACAAUGGAUGGAUGGAUGGAGAUCGAAGCACAAGGCAUUCAUUUAUUCUAGAAACCACUGUAGUUUUAUUGAAAAAAUAUUGAAAAAACAAUAAUGAGUGAACUUAGACUUUCUAUAACAGGAUUUUUACCUGUAUGUGUGAUUUGCACCAAUUUAAAUAUUCAGUAUUUAUUUAAACAUUUCAGUCAACUGUUGCAUGGAAUAAAGAGGGGGAUGAUGAUAAAUAUUUCAAAGUUGAAUAAAAUUAUCUGCAUUAA